This is a messenger RNA of Oppiella nova, 1346 nucleotides long. Lineage: Eukaryota; Metazoa; Arthropoda; Arachnida; Sarcoptiformes; Oppiidae. The record is from the annotation of a GenBank genome assembly.
CUAUUAGUUCAGCAAGUGAUAGACAUUUGAUUGAAUGCAUGGAGUGAUGAAUAAUCUUUGAAAUGUUUUCGUAAUGAAAAGCAUUGAAAAACAUUUGUAAAUAUCAUUGCAAUUAAUAACAAAACGUUUGAUUCAUUUGUUGUCGCAAUAACUGUGUGAAUGAAUGCCUGAAUGCCAUCCCUUUUGUUGUGUUAAACUAUUUUCCACAAAACGUAUCAUUCAUUGAAAGUGAAUGUGAGGCAAGAGUCGUGAAGACAACGAGUGGUAAUGCCUUCUGCGCCGACAUUAGGCCAACAAACCAAUGGUCACCACAACCACAACCAUCAGACCAAUGGUCAGAAUAGUUCGCCCAACCAUAUGAUGUCCAACGAUGACUGUGGCAUACGGGAGGUGUGGGCACACAAUCUGCUCAUGGAGUUCAAGGAGAUCCGCAAAAUCGUGCUGAAGUACCCGUUCGUGGCGAUGGACACGGAGUUCCCGGGAGUAGUGGCCCGUCCUAUAGGCGAGUUCCGCAGCAAUUCUGACUAUCAGUACCAACUGUUGCGCUGCAAUGUGGACCUCCUGAAGAUCAUCCAAUUGGGACUGACCUUCUUGGACGCGAAGGGCGACACCCCCACCGGCCCCUACAGCACCUGGCAGUUCAACUUCAAGUUCAAUCUGUCCGAAGACAUGUUCGCUCAGGACUCCAUCGACCUGUUGACCAACUCUGGCAUUCAGUUCAAGAAGCACGAGGAGGAGGGCAUCGAUCCCUACGACUUCGCUGAGCUACUCAUGAGCUCCGGUAUCAUUCUGUGCGAUAACGUCCGGUGGCUGUCCUUCCAUAGCGGCUACGACUUUGGGUAUCUGUUGAAGAUUCUCACGGAUCAGAACCUCCCGUCACAAGAGUCACAGUUCUUCGAGUUAUUGCGGAUCUAUUUCCCCGUCAUCUAUGAUGUCAAGUAUCUCAUGAAAAGCUGUAAAAACCUUAAGGGAGGCCUUCAAGAGGUGGCGGAUCAGUUGGAACUGGAGCGCAAGGGUCCGCAGCAUCAGGCGGGCAGUGAUAGUCUGCUGACAGGCGUCGCCUUCUUCAAGAUGAGGGAAAUGUUCUUCGAGGACAACAUCGAUGACGCGAAAUAUUGCGGCCAUUUGUAUGGUUUGGGCACCGCUUUCGUGGUGAACGGCAAUUACGAUGAGAACAACAGCUCGAAUGCCAUCACUCCGACCACUACCACCACUAACACCCCGGCGCCCAACGCAACCCCUUCUGAUUAUAAGUGAUAAUUUAAGACAUGAGAUGAAUAUCGCCAUCGAUUUUAAUUUUACUGAAAGAAACUUUUAUUUCGAUUUUACUAAUACUAACGCAACGC